GCUCUCCUCGGGCAGGGAGCGAUGGCCGAUGAGAUCAGCAAGGCGCAGGUGGCCCAGCUGGGCGGGGACACGAUCUUCGGGAAAAUCAUCCGCAAGGAGAUCCCCGCCAAAAUCAUCUUCGAGGACGAGAAGUGCCUUGCAUUCCAUGACAUUUCUCCGCAAGCUCCAACGCAUUUCCUAGUGAUCCCCAAGAAGCCUAUUGUUCAGUUAUCUCAGGCACAAGAUUCUGAUGAAGCUCUUCUUGGAUAUUUAAUCAUUGUUGGCAAGAAAUGUGCAACUGAAUUAGGCUUGACCAGGGGAUACUGAAUGGUGGUGAACGAGGGGCCAGAUGGUGGUCAGUCUGUCUACCAUGUACACCUGCAUGUCCUUGGUGGUCGUCAGUUGGCUUGGCCUCCAGGUUAAG
Molecule: messenger RNA, 403 nt
Organism: Elgaria multicarinata webbii
Lineage: Eukaryota; Metazoa; Chordata; Lepidosauria; Squamata; Anguidae
Product: adenosine 5'-monophosphoramidase HINT1-like
Exons: 1
Biological process (GO): purine ribonucleotide catabolic process
Cellular component (GO): nucleus; cytoplasm
Molecular function (GO): hydrolase activity
Source: RefSeq, a predicted model, not a curated record